AUGGACGUUUUGUACACCCUGUUGACUUUCAUAGCCUUCUCUUUUCUUGGUCUCUUCAUAGCUUUGUGUUUCAUCAUGCUAACCUUGUUCAUGGGAAAAUCCAUAGGGGACCCAGAAUACGCACCUGUGAAAGGAACAACUUUUAGCCAACUAUUCCAUUUCAACACACUCCAUAAUUACCAUGCUGAAAUGGCCAAAACUCAUCCAACUUGCAGGCUUCUUGCUUUACAUGAAAGCGAUGUGUACACUGUAGAUACAAGAAAUGUUGAACACAUAUUGAAAACCAACUUUGAUAAGUACUCCAAAGGCAAGUAUGAGCAGGGCGUUCUGACUGAUCUUUUUGGUGAGGGGAUUUUUAAUGUUGAUGGUGAAAAGUGGAGGCAGCAAAGGAAGCUUGCUAGUUAUGAAUUCUCCACAAGAGUUCUUAGAGAUUUCAGUUGUUCUGUUUUUAGAAGGAAUGCUGCAAAGUUGGUCAGAGUUAUAUCAGGAUUUUCCCAUGAGGGUCAUGUUUUUGAUAUGCAAGACUUACUAAUGAGAUGCACUUUGGAUUCCAUAUUCAAAGUUGGGUUUGGAACAGAAUUGAAUUGCUUAGAGGGAUCGAGCAAAGAGGGAAGUGAGUUCAUGAAGGCCUUUGACGAGUCAAAUGCUUUAAUUUAUUGGCGCUAUGUUGAUCCAUUCUGGAGGAUCAAGAGGUUUCUUAACAUUGGUUGUGAAGCUACCCUUAAGCGAAAUGUGAAAUUAAUAGAUGAUUUCGUCCAUGGAGUAAUUAAUAACAAAAAAGCACAACUGGCAGUUCAGCAAGAUUCUAAUGUUAAAGAGGACAUACUAUCAAGGUUUUUGAUGGAGAGUAAGAAGGACCAAACAACUAUGACAGAUAAGUAUUUGAGGGAUAUAAUUCUGAACUUUAUGAUAGCUGGCAAGGACACAAGUGCAAACACUCUUUCAUGGUUCUUGUAUAUGCUCUGCAAGAAUCCUCUUAUAGAGGAAAAGAUUGCUCAAGAAGUGAGAGAUGUCACUUCUAGCCAUGAAAGUGAAUCCGACAUAGAUGAGUUCAUCGCCAAUUUAACAGAUGCCACUCUUGAUCAAAUGCAUUAUCUUCAUGCAGCAUUGACAGAAACCUUGAGAUUGUACCCUGCAGUUCCUACGGAUGGAAGGACUGCAGAGGCACCUGAUAUUCUUCCAGAUGGUCACAAACUGAAAAAGGGUGAUGGAGUGUACUAUUUGGCCUAUGGUAUGGGUCGCAUGUGUAACAUUUGGGGUGAAGAUGCUGAGGAAUUUCGUCCUGAAAGAUGGCUCAACAAUGGAAUUUUCCAACCUGAAUCUCCAUUUAAAUUCAUAGCUUUCCAUGCUGGACCUCGUAUUUGCUUAGGGAAGGACUUUGCAUACAGACAAAUGAAAAUAAUAGCAAUGGUUCUUCUUCAUUUCUUCAGGUUUAAACUGGCAAAUGGAACAAAAAAUGUGACUUAUAGGGUCAUGUUUACCCUUCACAUGGACAAUGGCCUCCCUCUAUGUGCAAUUCCAAGGUCAUGA
Gastrolobium bilobum is the source of this 1530-nucleotide messenger RNA. RefSeq names its product cytochrome P450 704C1-like. NCBI's taxonomy places the organism in Eukaryota, Viridiplantae, Streptophyta, Magnoliopsida, Fabales, Fabaceae. The record is from RefSeq and is a predicted model, not a curated record. The transcript is spliced from 5 exons. Bases 1 to 1530 code for a protein of 509 amino acids. Gene Ontology annotation, molecular function: oxidoreductase activity, acting on paired donors, with incorporation or reduction of molecular oxygen; heme binding; monooxygenase activity.